This is a messenger RNA of Cyanistes caeruleus (blue tit), 401 nucleotides long. RefSeq names its product feather keratin Cos1-2. Gene Ontology annotation, cellular component: intermediate filament. The record is from RefSeq and is a predicted model, not a curated record. NCBI's taxonomy places the organism in Eukaryota, Metazoa, Chordata, Aves, Passeriformes, Paridae. Gene Ontology annotation, molecular function: structural constituent of cytoskeleton.
CUGCAGCCUCAAGACAUGUCCUGCAACACCCAGUGCCGUCCCUGCCAGCCCUGCGGCCCCACCCCGCUGGCCAACAGCUGCAAUGAGUGCUGUGUCAGGCAGUGCCAGGACUCCACCGUGGCCAUCCAGCCCUCGCCCGUGGUGGUGACCCUGCCUGGCCCCAUCCUCAGCUCCUUCCCACAGAACACUGUGGUGGGAUCCUCCACCUCAGCUGCUGUUGGUAACAUCCUCAGCUGUGAUGGAGUGCCCAUCAACUCUGGGGGCUUUGACCUCUCCUGCAUCACCAACCGCUAUGGUGGCAACAGAUGUCGUCCCUGCUAAACCACUGGUGCAGCCCUCACAAGGAUCCCCAGGAACCCAGAAGCUGAUGCUGGACUGAGGACACAGCUCCUGGCCAUUGA